Salvia miltiorrhiza (redroot sage) is the source of this 1284-nucleotide messenger RNA. RefSeq names its product bidirectional sugar transporter SWEET2a. The transcript has 6 exons. The record is from RefSeq and is a predicted model, not a curated record. Gene Ontology annotation, cellular component: membrane. Gene Ontology annotation, molecular function: sugar transmembrane transporter activity. Lineage: Eukaryota; Viridiplantae; Streptophyta; Magnoliopsida; Lamiales; Lamiaceae. Gene Ontology annotation, biological process: carbohydrate transport. Bases 224 to 937 code for a protein of 237 amino acids.
GAAAAUAAAGUUGCCGACUGUGUAAGAAAAACUCAGAGAUUAUUAGAAAAGGCACGUGGUGAAUAAGUGGCGUUGAAGCCAGCUCAACACUGGGCCCGUCAUCUUACUCCAUCAACAACAAAAAUGGCUGAAUUCGAACCCAGAUUCCCAGAACUUGAUAACCUUAUUCAAUUAUCAGCGAAAGAGAUAGAGAGAGAAAGGGAGAGAGAGAGAGAGAGAGACCAUGUCUGAAGGUGGUAUGUAUUCAUCACCUUAUUCGAUUAUCAGCGAAGCAGCUGGAGUUGCAGGCAAUCUAUGUGCUUUCGUGUUGUUCGUUUCGCCUAUUCCCACGUUUAAGAGAAUAGUCAGAAACAAAUCAACAGAGCAAUUUUCAGGGUUGCCUUAUAUCUAUGCCCUCUUGAACUGCUUGAUAUGCCUCUGGUACGGCUCGCCCGUUGUCUCUACCGGCUUACUCUUGAUAGCAACCGUGAACUCAAUCGGGGCCGUUUUUCAGUUGGUUUACAUUGUCAUAUUCGUCGUGUAUGCUGACCACGGGAGACGGCUGAAGAUGGUGGCAUUGUUGUUGGGAGUCUUUGGUGUGUUUGCUGUCAUUGUCUCUGUUAGCUUAUGCGUUUUUGAGCCGCCUAACCGGCAACUCUUUGUUGGUUACUUAUCGGUGUUUUCCCUCAUAUCUAUGUUCGCUUCUCCACUAUUCAUCAUUAAUCUGGUGAUCCGGACAAAAAGCGUGGAGUACAUGCCGUAUUAUCUGUCUCUUGCUACAUUCUUGAUGAGUGUUGCUUUCUUCGCGUAUGGAAUGCUCAAACACGACUCCUUCGUCUCUAUUCCUAAUGGGAUUGGAGCAGUUCUUGGGAUUACUCAGCUGGUGCUCUACUUCCAUUACAGCAGAAGUAAUGCAGAAGUGUCGAGAGCGCCCUUGCUCGAGCCAUACGCGGCCUAGGCUGAUGCUCGUUGCGAAGAGCUAAGAAACUGGCCACAAAUCUUGAUGCCACUUGUUCAAUAUUUCAUCGAUUCUUUAGCCCAUUUGUGUACAUUGGUGUGAUGUGAGGAGGCUCUUGUUUGUGAUGGAGGAAAUGCGAAAUCGCAAAUGCUGUUGUUGUUCAUCAAUCAUGGUUGAUGCCUUUUUGUUGAUGUUUCGUGCUGUUUCUGCCAUUUAUUAUUUUAUACAUAAAUUAUUUGAUGCAAUCUGUAUAGAUAAGAAUUGAGAAAUGGAAAAAACACUAUCUCUUAUCUUUAGGUCUUUAAUACAAGUGAUUAUUAUUGUAAAAUAUCUUUAAAUUAUUAUUC